UUUUAUUUAUUUAUUUAUUUUCUUUCAUUUAGCAUUGUUCUUUUUGCUGUUAUUCUUCUUGUAAUAUUUUUUCUGCAUAUUUCUUGUUCAGAUUUGCAUAUUUUUAGAUGUUACAUAACUAAUAGGCACACAUUAGACCCUAUUUAGACCAGGGGCUGCAUGGACCAGGAUCCAGUGCUCCUAUAAGACAAAAUAAGAUACCUAAGCUAAUAACAUCAAUAGGUUGUUUAAGCAUAUUCAUUCAUUAUCAGUGUGUUGUACAGUCUUGGUAGCUGGUCUCUAUUAUUUAAGUUGAUUAAUAUAUUUCAUCAUGGCUGGCCGAGCUUUGAAGAGAUUAAUGGCAGAAUACAAACAGCUGACACUGAAUCCACCAGAAGGAAUCAUCGCUGGUCCGACAAAUGAAGAGAAUUUUUUUGAGUGGGAAGCUCUAAUUAUGGGGCCAGAAGGCACAUGUUUUGAGUGUGGGGUGUUCCCUGCCAAGCUGGUAUUUCCUACAGACUAUCCGCUGUCUCCUCCUAAGAUGCAGUUUACAUGUGAUAUUUUCCAUCCUAACAUUUACAGUGACGGGCGCGUGUGCAUCAGCAUCCUGCACUCGCCAGGGGAGGACCCGAUGGGUUACGAGUCUAGCGCCGAGCGCUGGAGUCCCGUGCAGAGCGUUGAGAAGAUCCUUCUCUCCGUCAUAUCUAUGCUCGCUGAACCUAACGCGGAGAGCAGCGCUAACGUGGACGCGGCGAAGCUCUGGCGCGACAACCGCGCGCAGUUCGAGCGACAAGCGCGGCGCCUUGUGCGCUCUACCCUCAACCUGCCGCCCUUGUAGCCUCCUGCUCCUGUAACCUCCUGCCCGUGUAGCCUCCUGCUCCUGUAGCCUCCAGCUCCUGUAGCCUCCAGCUCCUGUAGCCUCCAGCUCCUGUAGCCUCAAGCUCCUGUAGCCUCCUGCUCCUGUAGCCUCCUGCC
Messenger RNA from Hyalella azteca, 954 nucleotides. RefSeq names its product ubiquitin-conjugating enzyme E2 G2 (gene Ubc7). Gene Ontology annotation, cellular component: endoplasmic reticulum; cytosol. The record is from RefSeq and is a predicted model, not a curated record. The coding region runs from base 311 to 817 and encodes 168 amino acids. The transcript has 5 exons. Lineage: Eukaryota; Metazoa; Arthropoda; Malacostraca; Amphipoda; Hyalellidae.